GCCAUUACUCAUCGUAGAGCCAGAAAGCAUCAAUCUCAUUAAUCAUUGCUGGCUGACAAAGAUAGUUUCGUCGUCGAGAAGAAGCAGGAAUAAAAAAAAUGGCGACGGAGGCAGCUCCGAUGGACGAAAAGGCGAAGAGAAUGAGAGAUCUAUUGUCGAGCUUCUACGCUCCGGAUCCUUCAAUCUCGACGAGUAAUUCCUCGAUCAACGCUUCUUUCGAUAACAUCAACAGCACUUCAUUCGAUGCUGAUCAGUACAUGGAUCUCAUGAUUAAAAAGUCGAAUUUGGAGGUGCUUCUGCAAAGACAUGUUCAAAUGGCUGCUGAGAUUAAAAAUCUCGAUACAGACUUGCAAAUGCUAGUCUAUGAAAAUUACAACAAGUUUAUCAGUGCAACAGAUACAAUCAAAAGGAUGAAGAGUAAUAUUUUUGGGAUGGAAGGCAAUAUGGACCAGCUUCUUCAGAAGAUAAUGUCAGUACAAUCAAGGAGUGACGGGGUCAACACUUCUCUUUUCGAAAAGAGAGAACAUAUAGAGAAACUGCACCGGACUCGUAAUCUUCUUCGUAAAGUUCAGUUCAUCUAUGAUUUACCUGCAAGACUGCAAAAGUGCAUCAAGUCAGAAGCCUAUGGAGAUGCUGUCAGGUUCUAUACUGGAGCAAUGCCAAUUCUCAAGGUAUAUGGCGAUACAUCAUUCCAAGAUUGCAGACGAGCUUCCGAAGAAACUAUAGAAAUCAUCAUAAAGAACUUGCAGACGAAGCUAUUUUCAGAUUCAGAAUCCAUACAGGCGAGAGCUGAAGCUGCAGUGCUUCUUAAGCAGUUAGAUGUCCCUGUUGAUAGCUUAAAGGCUAAACUGUUGGAAAAACUGGAACAAUCUCUUGAUGGUCUGCAAAUAAAGCCUGAGGAGGCAAGUAAACUUGUAGAGCACGAUGAUUCAUCUAAUGAUACAGAAAGCAAUGACCAACAUCCUGCUAAAAUCCAUGAGGAUGCUGUACGUGGAUUUUCUGAGGCCAUGCGUGCUUACCGAGAGAUAUUCCCUGACUCAGAAGAAAGACUUUUCAAACUCGCGAGAGCCUUAACAGCAAUGCACUUUGAGAACAUGGAGCUAUAUAUAAGAAAACGGGUUUCUGCAGCAGAUUUUCUUGGAAUUUUUCGAAUUAUAUGGGAAGAUGUGGUACUUAUGGACGAGGUGCUACCUGAGGCUGCACUCUCUGAUUUAUCUGCAGAGGCUGCCCAGGUUACUCUUAAGCAAUUUGUUGCGAGGACGUUUUCUCAUCUUCAACAGGAUAUAUCAGAUACUCUCUUGAAAUUCGAUAUCAACCAAAAGGAAGCAGUUGAGGGGGAAGUCUUGAAGGUUAUCCUGGAAGCUAGCCAAAAAGCAGUGCUACAAGGCACCACAAAUAUAUUCCAGGACUUCCGUCAGCUUCUUGAUGAAAACGCUGGAAUAUUUAUAAAGAUGAGGGAUUUAAUCAGUGGUUGGAUUCAGAAAGGAUUUCAAGACUUCUUCAGGUCACUAGAAGCUCAAUUUCUAGUGCUUUCUGGAAAAACUAGCUCAUCAAACGAUAUAGAGGGAAAAUCGAGUGACAAAAUUCAUGCCGGUCUCAUCCUUGUAUUGGCGCAGCUCUCUGUAUUCAUCGAACAAAAGGUCAUUCCGAGAGUUACUGAGGAAAUAGCUGCUUCCUUCUCUGGUGGAAAUUCCCAAGCCUUUGAUAAUGGACCUGCUUUUAUUCCUGGAGAACUUUGCCGGGUCUUCCACGCAGCCAGCGAGAAACUUCUCCAGCAUUACAUAGACACAAGAACACAGAAGGUAUCGGUUUUGCUGAGAAAAAGGUUCAAGACACCAAACUGGGUGAAGCACAAGGAGCCACGAGAGGUUCACAUGUAUGUCGAUAUGUUUCUUCACGAGUUAGAAGAAGUUGGUAAAGAAGUGAAACAAGUUUUACCUCAAGGGACAUUUCGUAAGCACAAAAGAACAGACAGCAACGGAAGUAACACUACAACCUCAUCACGAAGCAAUACACUCCAUAGCGAUAAGAUGACACGGUCAAAUUCACAAAGGGCUCGUAGUCAGCUUUUCGAGACACAUCUUGCAAAACUGUUCAAGCAAAAAGUAGAAAUAUUCACCAAGGUUGAAUUUACCCAGGAAUCCGUUGUUACAACAACUGUAAAACUCUGUCUGAAGAGUUUGCAAGAAUAUGUCCGGCUCCAAACUUUUAACCGGAGCGGGUUCCAGCAGAUUCAGCUAGACAUUCAGUUCUUAAAAGCUCCUUUGAAGGAAACAGUUGAGGACGAAGCUGCAAUUGACUUCUUGCUCGACGAGGUAAUCGUUGCGGCUUCGGAGAGAUGUCUUGACGUGAUUCCAUUGGAGCCACCGAUCUUGGACAAACUCAUACAAGCUAAACUCGCUAAAUCAAAGGAGCACAACAACAACACAGUUUCUUCUUAAAAGUUGUCAUAACUCAGAACAAAAGUAUGUGUCAUGAUUUUUGCCAAUUUCUUUCCGCUUCUUGUUAUCAUCCGUAAUUCCGUAGUUGUAAAUCAAAACCAUUGAAUUGUUUGUGUAUUUUCAGAAACUCUCUAUCAUUAGACCAUUAAAUCUAUAUAGUAUUUUCGUUUUUACU
Messenger RNA from Arabidopsis lyrata subsp. lyrata, 2616 nucleotides. RefSeq names its product vacuolar protein sorting-associated protein 51 homolog. The transcript has 21 exons. Bases 99 to 2441 code for a protein of 780 amino acids. Gene Ontology annotation, biological process: Golgi vesicle transport; Golgi organization; endocytic recycling. The record is from RefSeq and is a predicted model, not a curated record. Lineage: Eukaryota; Viridiplantae; Streptophyta; Magnoliopsida; Brassicales; Brassicaceae. Gene Ontology annotation, cellular component: EARP complex; GARP complex; membrane.